Molecule: messenger RNA, 3360 nt
Organism: Larimichthys crocea (large yellow croaker)
Lineage: Eukaryota; Metazoa; Chordata; Actinopteri; Sciaenidae
Gene: pik3r5
Product: phosphoinositide-3-kinase, regulatory subunit 5
Exons: 18
Coding region: 170-2830 (886 amino acids)
Biological process (GO): positive regulation of MAP kinase activity; G protein-coupled receptor signaling pathway
Cellular component (GO): phosphatidylinositol 3-kinase complex, class IB
Molecular function (GO): 1-phosphatidylinositol-3-kinase regulator activity
Source: RefSeq, a predicted model, not a curated record
ACUGUGAGGACUGAGGACUGAGGACUGUGAGGACUGAGGACUGUGAGGACUGUGAGGACUGUGAGGACUGUGAGGACUGUGAGGACACUGAGGACUGUGAGGACUGUGAGGACUGUGAGGACUGGAUGGAUGCUGGGCUGUAAACUGUAGAACCUGAGUGAAGGUGAAGAUGCAGCACACCUCGUGCACAGAGGACCGGAUCCAGCACGCUUUGGACCGGUGUCUGGACGGGCUGAGACAAAGUCCAACAGCAGCUCACCACUGGAACGUGCUGAUGUGCUCGGCCGGUCAGUCGAUGAACCGCUGGAGUCUGGAGGAGUUGGUGAAGAGAGACCCGGAGAACUUCCUGAUCCUGCUACAACAGAUCAUCAGGAAGACCAAAGAGGUUCAGGAGCAGUGUCAGUACGAGCUGGUCACUCCUCUCGCCAUCAUGUUCUCCUCCACGCUGCUUCAGACGCCGUACUGUCCUCCUGACGCCGAGCUGCUGGAGGAAGCUGUCCAGGUGUUUCGCCACUUCCUCACCUGGCCUGAACCGUACAGCAGCGUGUGCAGAAACCUGCUCUCCACACUACAGCUGGAGAUCAAGGCCCCAGGGAUCUCCUUCCAGAGGCUGGUGAGAGAAGAGCAGGGCCUGGUCACCUCCAGCCAGAGCUCCAAGACCAUGACGGUGCUGCUGAUGAACCCGAGCGAGGUGCCCGCUGACUUUCUCUCCGUGGCCGAGCAGCUCAGUUGCAUUCAGCACUCGCAGAAGGAGACCUACAUCACGCUGAUCAAGCACGCCUUCCAGUCCACACUAAGCACCAAGUACCCCCUCCACAGCAUCCACAGAGUCCUGCAGGCGAAAACUGUGAAUGAACUUGGGGAGAUCUUCUCUAACGUCAGCGACGUCUUAGAGGCGGCCGCCGCCAUGAGCGACCCCCUGAAGGGCCGCAGUCACGUGAUCCAGGAACUGGAGCGACUGAGGGCGACGAUGAGGAUCCCAGCAUCCAAUGGAAGGAAGUCUGAUGGAAUGCUGCAAACUCUCCCGCUGCCGACGGCCAAGUGUUACAUGUUUCACUGGGAGAAAGACAACUUUGAUGUUCUGAACACCCUUUUGGAGCACGACCCUGACGACCUCACUACUAACGGGCAGGCUGAGGACGAAGACCUGGAUGAUGACGAUGAUGAUGAUGAUGACGACGACAGGGAGGAGGUUGAUGGAGAAGAUGAGGAAGACGACAAAGAAGAUGAGGACUUGCCUUCAAUGUCUAUCAUGUCUAACGGCUGCAGCACCAACCAUCGUGCCUCCACCUUCUCCACCAUUUCCACCCUGUCCACCGCCUCCAAAGACUCCAUGUUCUCCACCUUGUCGGUGACCUCGGAGUCCUACGCUCCGUCCCUCUUCUCCGUCACCUCUGGAGUUGAUAGUGACUACUUUGAAGACUCUGACGACUACAUCUGCUCCUCGCCUGUCGCUGAGAAAUGUUCGCCAAAGUCUGUCAACAAGCGUCUCAGCCAGCACCUGUACCGUCUCUUCAUCAAGAGCCCUCGCUCACUGUCCCGGGCCAAAAGUUUAGGAAACACUGAAUCCAAAGACCUCUUAGUAGUGCGAGAGAAGCGCUCCAACUCUCUACCACAGCAAGUCAAGUUACGUAGUCACGAGCCGCUACUCCACCACCCGCAAAGUCAAACCCUGAGACACGUCUGCUUCCGGAGGAGGCCGAUUCUCAGCAGUGACGAGGACAGUAAGAACACAACGCUGAGGGUGGUGGUGUUUGGUGCUGAUCACGUGGCAGGGAAGGUGGCCCGGGCCUACAACAGCCUGAGGAGGAAGGAGAGUGCAUGUCCACGUCUCAGCCGGGCCUUCAAGCUCCAGUUCUACUUUGUGCCUGUGAAGAGAGACUCGGCCGGAGGACCGGGCAGCCUGAGGUCUCCUUGUUCUGUGGUUCACACUCUAAAAGGAGGAGCUCAGUCUGAUGAUCUUCAGCUCAUGGGCAAAGGGGACAGCACGAACGACAUCGCCCACCUCCUCGGGAUGUUGGAUCCUUGGUACGAAAGAAACACGCUCAGCCUGCUCAACCUGCCCGCCAACGUCGUCUGCCAGCAAACCUCAAAGACCGAGUCAGAGUCGUAUGACAGUUCAUAUGAGCAGCGUCUGCCCAUCCUGGCCGACCUGGUUCUGUACUACUGCCGCUACGCAGCCCGGCCGGCUCUGAUCCAGCUCUAUCAGGCUGAGUUGACGUUAGCUUGUGGAGAGAGGAGGACUGAGGUGUUCGUCCACUCACUGGAGCUGGGUCACACGGCGGGAACACGAGCCAUCAAGGCCAUGGGUGCUGCCAGUAAACGGUUUGGUAUUGACGGUGACCGGGAGGCGGUGCCUCUCAUGUUGGAGGUGGUGUACAACAGGGUGGUGAUCAGUGGGAGGAGUCAGUGGAAGAGAGAAUCCAAAGUCUGCACUUCAGUAAAUUUAACCAAAGCAUGCAAGAACCCGGAGGAACUCGACUCAAAGAUGGAGUGCCUGCAGCUGACGAUGACGGAGGUCCUGAAGAGGCAGAACGGUAAAAGCAAGAAGGGCUACAACCAGCAGCUCAGUGUGACUGAGGUGAAGGUGGACAAGGUCCAAGUUAGCGGCGCUGGAAACACGACGUUCGCCGUUUGUCUGGACCAAGACGAGAAGAAAAUACUGCAGAGUGUCACCAGAUGUGACAUCUCAGUGUGCUACAAACCCGACAGCUCCACCGACUGGAGGCUCAGGAAGUCCCGGACUUCAGCCCAGAUCCAGCCUCUGAACCCGACCUUCUGCUCCCUCCUCUGCCUGCCCAUAGUCACUUUCAGCGGGGCUCUUCCCUGAGAAGAACGGGGCGAGCGCUGGGCCCGGCUGGUUGGAGAAGGAAAGACUCUGUGAGCUUCAUGUUAAUGACACUGACUGACUGAACAAGAGGAGGGGCCACCUGUACCGGCCUGUGAUUGGUACAGGUGUCAAAUCAAUCAUUAACUGUCGUUGAGGAUGUUUCAGGUUUCAGUUCCUCUUCCAGCAGAGAAGUCGCCCACACGAACGCUCAAACACAACUCGGUCAAACAGGGUGAGUCUGCAGGUGAGGAGACACCUGCAGGGUCACGCUCAGCACUGUCUCUUACAAUGGACACUAUGGACACAACAUGUAAAUAUGACGUUUGUAAAGUAUUGUGUUGCAUUUACAACUUGAACCAGCAGGGGUCUCUGCUCACCUGUACCUGAGCUCGUGCAGCCAGAGAGAUGAUGUAAACUUUUGAUUUACCUGUCAGAGACUGCACUGUGAGGAGGUACUUUAAUCUCAUGGAAAUGUUUCUGUUUCUACAACUGUCACUGUCAGUCUUCAUUAAAAUAUCUGGGACUGGAAA